Histoplasma capsulatum G186AR is the source of this 3176-nucleotide messenger RNA. Its product is annotated as phosphatidylinositol-4-phosphate 5-kinase its3. NCBI's taxonomy places the organism in Eukaryota, Fungi, Ascomycota, Eurotiomycetes, Onygenales, Ajellomycetaceae. Gene Ontology annotation, molecular function: phosphatidylinositol kinase activity. The transcript has 4 exons. The record is from RefSeq and is a predicted model, not a curated record. Gene Ontology annotation, biological process: phosphatidylinositol metabolic process. Bases 1 to 2808 code for a protein of 935 amino acids.
AUGCCAUCAUUCACCAGCGAACCUCAGCUCCUCCACAAUCACCAUCACCACAACAACAACCUCAACCACCGCCAAGUUGGCUCGUCAUCAUCUUCGUCCCACGACCAUUUGACUCGAAAAUCAUAUGACAAAUCCUCCAUAAGCAAUGCGUUUGUUUGGACCAGGGGGAAGUCUGCCAUCUUUGGGUUCUCUUGGCACCUCAAGAUCUGCCAUUUACCCUGCCGCUCGAGAGAGCUCCAAGUCGAGGAAUGGAAGUACCCUUUCCGUGGCCACGGAACCCGCGAGAGAAAAAAGGAGCGGGAGAAUGAUAUUUUGACUUCAACAUCCAAUGAUGGUCUCAUGAAUUCUCCCGCGGAUCACACUCAGUCGGAUUUGGAGUUGAAUGGAACUGUGGUAAUCCCUCACCCUCAGACGAAUGGGAUUUCAUCAAAACCCAGGUCUACUAGCCCCGAACCACUUGUGAACGGUCAUCGGCUCGCCUCCGAUAAUGCCCCUUCCACUGAAUCAAUUCCCCCUUCGUCUUUACCACCGAGGUUGGAUGGUGCUCUUCUCUCCCGACCCCAAGAAACGCCUUCUCAACCUAGCCAUCGCCAUUCCUCUCCUAGUGCCCCCAUUCGGGCCGACAAAGAUAUCCCCAUACCUCCACUCAGUCCUCGAUCACAGCGUCAUACCCUUCAAGUUCCUAAAUUCCAUAAUGGCCGGAAGAAUAGCCGCGACCUGUCCCCGCUACAUGUGGAUCCUUCCGAGGAUACCGUCUCUAGUGGGGACCGACUUGCUUCCCCGUCGGGAUUGCGACGGGCGUCCCUCAGCCUAGCCCGGAGAACUACUCGGUCACUCAAUUCAGAUCUUCAUCCCGACGAGCUUCCUCCAGAAGAAGAUGCUGCUCGAUGGGCGGAAAUGAUCAAACAGAGACGAGCUAGCAAGCGAAGGCGAAAAGAAGAAGAGGACGACGAUCGUGUUAUCGUCGGGACAAAAGUUGAUCAGAACCAUGUAAAUUGGGUUACAGCAUACAACAUGUUGACCGGAAUCCGGUUUACAGUUUCAAGAACCAACGCGAAAAUGGACCGCGAGCUUACCGAUGCCGAUUUUGAAACAAAACACAAAUUUUCUUUUGACAUAACUGGUAACGAAUUGACGCCCUCCGCCAAAUAUGAUUUCAAAUUCAAAGACUAUGCACCCUGGGUAUUCCGCCGUUUACGUGCGAAAUUCAAACUCGAUCCCGCAGACUACUUGGUGUCUUUAACGAGCAAGUAUAUCUUGUCUGAGUUGGGUUCUCCUGGUAAAAGCGGUAGUUUCUUUUACUUCUCUCGAGACUAUAAAUACAUCAUCAAAACCAUCCAUCACGCCGAACAUAAACUCCUUCGAAGAAUUUUGCGCGACUACUACGAACACAUCGAAAAGAACCCAAACACCCUAAUUUCCCAGUUUUACGGCCUCCACCGGGUUAAGAUGGCCUACGGUCGGAAAAUCCACUUUGUGGUGAUGAAUAAUUUGUUUCCGCCUCAUCGAGACAUACACCAAAUGUAUGAUCUUAAAGGCUCAACCGUUGGACGAGAUUUUCGAGAAGACGAUCUUGAGACAAACCCUAGAGCAACGUUGAAAGAUCUGAAUUGGAUUCGAAGAAGUCGCCGCCUUGAGUUCGGCCCUAUGAAACGUGAAAUUUUUGUAUCCCAACUUCGGAGGGACGUAUCGUUACUUCAGCGUCUAAAGAUCAUGGAUUAUUCGCUUUUGGUUGGUAUACAUGACGUGGAGAAGGGAAACGCUGAAAACGUUCGAGACAAAACUCUUCAAGUUUUCCAACCUGGUGGCGAACGGGGUGAUGAACAGCAGCCCAGUCUUCUCAUGAGAACACCUUCGAGGCUCGAAAACGCUCGAAAGGCAAGGGAACUCCGAGAAAUAAUUAAACGCGAAAAGCCGGUGCCGAUUCAACAAUCAGCGGCCCUGCCAGAUGAGAUACUAGACGAACGGAAAAAUCUCGCCUUUUAUUCCGAUGAUGGUGGCUUUCGAGCUACCCAUGAGAAUGGCCAACCGGGAGGAGAGAUAUACUAUCUCGGCGUCAUUGAUUGCUUGACACAUUAUGGCAUGGUUAAGAAGGCAGAACACUUCUGGAAAGGGCUUUCGCAUAAUCGAAAUCAAAUAUCCCCGAUACCUCCGCACUCGUAUGGGGAGCGAUUUCUCAAUUUUAUCAUUGGUAUCACCAUGUCUAAAGAAGAGGCUGAACGCGAGAGGCAAAGUAAAGAACAAGGCCAAAGAUCUAUGGAUGGUACAUCACUUUCUCAUACCCACCCACGUUCAGAAAUUGACCGGGUCAUGGAGAGGGCUGAACGAGAUGCGGCAAAAGCAGGCAGAAACCUCGCAACGGAUCCGGAACCGAACCCACACAUUUUAAGUACCAUCCAGGCCACUUCUAGCGAUAUGCCUGGCAUCACCUCCACUCUUCCCGUCGUUGAAGAGGUUGGGGAAGCUGGGAGUACCGGAAGUAAAGGUGGGAGAAAUAGCCCUAGCGAAACAAGUUACCAAAGGGAAAAAUCGCACGAGUACGAAAGGAACGAAGAAGUGAACGGAGAUGGUUGGAACCCAGAGUUUCGCACAGCUACCGGACCAUGCGGACCCCCUCCUCGAUUGCCCCCCCCGCCCCCUAAACCUGAAUCUCCAAAGUCUGUUGGAUAUGGAACUGGGAAAGCAUUGGCACGGGAGGGCAAGGUUGAGGCUAUGCGUUCAUUAGAAUUCAAGAGUCUCCCACCGAUACCCCGUGAUCUUCCGCGACCGCCUCCGUCGCCAUCACCCACUGAUCAUUCCCGCAUUUGAUUAUGUUUCUCCCUCUCUAUUUUUCUUAGUUUCUCUUUCUUGUCUUAAUAGAGAUUUCAUUUAAUUUUUUGUCUGCCCGCAGGUCGAACCCUUGUGGGCCUUGUUGUUAGCAAAGCCUCAUAAUAUUCCCACACACACGCACGCACAAGCAUUCUCCUUUCCUUUUGUUUUUCCUUGUUGUUUUUUCCCCUUGCCUCUCGUCUAUCCAUUUUGUUUGGGAGAAAUAAGUAUGAGUGGUUUUAAAACCUCUUUAUUUCCGUCCCUCUUUUUGUUUGUCUGCUAUUAUCUGCAAUACAGCUGACCCGCGACAAUCGUGGGCAUGUAUGUCUAGUGCUCCCUUCACAAAUUAUCGGAUUUUUUCCUUUUUG